AUGUCCCGUCUUCGCGACCCAGCGAAACAUGUAUCGAAAGCAAAACAUAGAUGGGCCGGUCACAUCAUGAGAAGAAUCGACGAUAGGUGGACUAAAAGAACGCUAGAGUGGAUCCCGAGGGACGCUAAACGCUCCCGAGGGAGACCGCCAACGAGACUGGGUGACGUGCUCGCUACACGGAUGGACCAGCUGAGAGCUCAGUUGGCUACGGCUCAAGGAUCUCACCGUUGUCACUCACAAAGUUCGAGAACAUCUUGGAUGACAAUGGCGAGGGAACGAAACGAGUGGAAGAGAUGCUGGGGCCCGCGCGUCCAGUGA
Molecule: messenger RNA, 318 nt
Organism: Necator americanus (New World hookworm)
Lineage: Eukaryota; Metazoa; Nematoda; Chromadorea; Rhabditida; Ancylostomatidae
Exons: 1
Coding region: 1-318 (105 amino acids)
Source: RefSeq, a predicted model, not a curated record